Molecule: messenger RNA, 1953 nt
Organism: Peronospora matthiolae
Lineage: Eukaryota; Oomycota; Peronosporomycetes; Peronosporales; Peronosporaceae
Source: the annotation of a GenBank genome assembly
AUGGCUCCCCACUUCGGACAGGAAGCCACGUCGACAGCGAUCAAGCACAGCGUCAAGACCUCAAAGCCUCAGACAAUCAUCCCUUCAACGGACGCACUUGUGCACUUGAUGAGGCUCAAGAACUCACCCUAUUUGGGGUUCCAAGUGGACGGGGCGGCAGCCUAUCCGGACGCCUCGUCGGCUCUAGAAUCAGCCGAACGUUGCAUUCUGGAGGAUCCACAGGACAAACCCGUGGCUACUGUUAAGCCGCAAGCUCGAGCUCACCCUCCAGCUCCAGCGGUGACGCAGUCUGCAUCUAUGCGUCCUCGUCAACGGGACGUACUCGUACGUCAAGUAUCCAUGAGACUCUACCGGAAAGGAGAAGACGUGGCUCAAGAUGUGCUGCAGAACGUCGCCCCGUCGCGACUGGCCGAUGCUGAGAAGGUCUGUGGAGACGCGCAGUCAAGUCUUGAGCACGAGAUUCGCAACUCGAAGAAGACGAGGAAACAUCUGUGGCUGCCGAAGACACAGGACGACUCAGUGCUGCUGAAGUCGUCCGAGUGUAAGGACGACGAGGACCGAGAUUGCGUGACUCUAUCGGCAGUCGAAGCCUUUUUCGUCUCUCGUGUCACUGACCCGACAUCGUAUUUCUACCGCUUUCAUUACGAUGAUUCUCGUCACUUGGGUCCUCGUAAAGCAGAGGUGCAGCUUGUAGACCUGACGUGGCUCAAACCUCAUGAACAAAUUGUGAGCUGGGAACGUGUAAAUGGACUGAGGAAAGCGACGCUGUCGUGGGAUGCUUACACGGAGCCUCUGCUUGUGGAUAUUAAGACCGGUGCAAUCUUAGAUGGCCAUCAUCGUUACAAUGUGGCGCUGCAAUUACGUCUGAAGCAAGUACCUGCCGUUUUGGUGGACUAUUUGGGGGACACGACGAUUCAAGUGAGCGUCUGGCCAGGAUGUGGACGACUACAUUUAACAAAGGAAGAAGUGAUUGCAAUGGCCCUUUCCCUGGAUGUGUUUCCACCAAAGACUAGUCGACAUAGGUUUACUGAGAGUCUACCACCAAUUUCCAUCCCGUUGUCGGUGCUGCGUCAGCCACCCCUUCCUGUGGAGACGGUUAUUGCUCAAGCAACAACACCGUCAGUCUUAAGCGAAGGAAUGCAGGCUAUUACGCUGCACUUGCUCGAGCGCAAGCAAAGUCUGCAGCGCGUAUCGAUUCGUUUGAUAUGUGGAGCCCAGAACUUGGCUACGUCGGUGACUAAGAGUUUGUUCCGUGGUCGACUACGUGCGCACGAUCGUGUUCGCUAUUCUACACAGAUGGACUUGAUCAUAAAGCCACUGUUCGAUACGAAGGAUUUUUUCAAUGCCAUUCGUGAAAAUGAUUUGACGUCGAGCUUUUGUCAACACAAGGCAGCGACACUCGAAGACCUUUUGUCCGACGACAUCGAUCGUCGCCAAAAGUUUUUGCUGACGCGUAUCGCUGACCCGACGUCAUAUUUCUACAAGUUUCACUUUGACGUCCAUGCACAGCGGCAACCAAAGAGGUCGAUGAUACACCUCGCAUCACUGCAAUGGCUCAAGCCUCAUGAGCACGUCGUGAGUUGGGAACGAGUCGAUGGAUUGCGUCGCGCUACUGUUUCCUGGAAUGCGUAUCUGGAGCCGCUGCUUGUGGACAGAGCUACCGGUGCGAUCUUGGAUGGCCAUCACCGUUACAAUGUGGGCAUCCAGCUGGAGCUGCAAUGUGUGCCAGUAGUGCUGGUGGACUAUCUGGAGGACGAAACGAUCACAGUGGAUGUGUGGCCAGAGUGUGGCCGCGAUUCGCUUACGAAGCAGGAGGUGAUCGAUGUCUCGCUGUCCGACGAUCUUUUUCCACCCAAGACGAGUCGCCACUCGUUUUCCGACGAUUUACCGCCGAUUUCGGUGCCGCUCGAGCGACUGAUGACGUCAGUGGGUUGCAACUACGUUUUGAUGUAG